This is a messenger RNA of Capsaspora owczarzaki ATCC 30864, 758 nucleotides long. RefSeq lists its product as hypothetical. The record is from RefSeq and is a predicted model, not a curated record. The transcript is spliced from 3 exons. The coding region runs from base 40 to 612 and encodes 190 amino acids. Gene Ontology annotation, molecular function: beta-catenin binding. Lineage: Eukaryota; Filasterea; Ministeriida; Capsasporidae.
UUUUUCGCAAACCGAAAAAACCCCAAAUCCGAAUCAGCGAUGGCUUCACGCGGCAAGACAGAGACUGCCAAACUCAAACAGAAUGUUGAAGAGCAGCUUGAUCGACUGAUGCAGCAGCUGGCUGAUCUCGAGGAGUGCAAGGCUGACUUGGACGCGUCCGAGUACGAGGAGACCAAGAACGAGACGGUGGCCCAGCUGAAGGAGUUUGACGCGUCGCUCAAGAAGAUGAUUGCCGGCGACAUGAGCCUGGUGGACUCGCUCGGGUCGAUGCAGCUGGCCAUCCAGGCGGCCAUCAGCAACGCGUUCAAGACACCCGAGGUCAUCCGCCUGUUUGCCAAGAAGCAGCCGGGCCAGCUCAGGCAGCGCCUCACAGACCUCCAGCGCGACGUCAAGCUUGGCAAGCUCGCAGAGCCAGACUUCCAGCAGCAGUCGGUCGAAAUCCUCGUUGCCCUGCGCAACCUGGGCGAGCAGCUCUCGCCGGCAGAGGUCGAGUUCCUCAACAAGCACAGCUCGGGCUCGCUCAACAACUUUGAGAAGGUUUCGAGCGAUCUUGCGGGUGACAAGGUGCUGUCAGCGGCAGGCUCUCAAGUGGCGACUGCGCGCAAGAACUGAGAAUACAAAGCGAGACACCACUACAAAGUACUACGAGUUGCCUCUUGCUGCAACCCUGUCAUGGAUGUUCGUCUUCGCAUUUGUUUUUCCGGGGUCGUGCCGUGUUGCAUCUGCAGUGACAAGUCCAAUACAUGUUGGCAGUCUUC